AUGUGCAUAUUGUUUGUGGAAAGCGACGACGAUGAGGAGCUGCUCUUCAACAUCCCGUUUACGGGUAACGUGAAAUUAAAAGGAAUAAUUGUGAUGGGAGAAGAUGAUGGUACACAUCCAGCAGAGAUGAGACUGUUCAAGAACAUUCCUCACAUGUCCUUUGAUGAUGCAGCCAGGGAACCAGAUCAGAUGUUCAGCCUGAACCGGGAUCUCACGGGAGAGCUGGAGUACCCCACCAAAAUUGCCCGUUUCUCAAAUGUUUACCAUCUCUCGAUGCACUUUCCGAAGAACUUUGGAGCUGAGACAACAAAGAUUUUCUAUAUAGGCCUAAAAGGAGAGUGGACAGAGGCUCAUCGCCAUGAAGUGACCAUCUGCAACUAUGAAGCAUCAGCAAACCCAGCUGAUCACAAGUUGGAACAGAUCACCCCACAGACUCACUUCAUUUCCUAACAGUGCUGUUGGGAAUAUCACGAAGGCUCUGGUAUAAGUACAUGGAAUUGAUGGGACUGGCUUGGAAGGAAAUGGAUUCCUGAAGCACUGGAGAGUGGUGCAAUAGCUUUACUUUUUGGUCUUUGCCUUGGAAAGCAGAGUGCCAAACGUGUGAAUGCCUGUACGAAGCUGGUGAUUGCUAAGGGCAAUGGCUUGUUGGGUCCUCCAGAACGUAGCAGAUCUGGCCUCGUAGCGGAGGAGACGUGUUCCUUAGGCAGUGGCAAACCAAUGUCCGAUGUUGUUUACUUCUCUUAACGGCCAAUAAAAUGUAUUCUGAGGUUUAGAA
This is a messenger RNA of Struthio camelus australis, 775 nucleotides long. The record is from RefSeq and is a predicted model, not a curated record. NCBI's taxonomy places the organism in Eukaryota, Metazoa, Chordata, Aves, Struthioniformes, Struthionidae.